AUGGAUCAGUGCUGGUACCACGGCAACAUCACUCGUUCCAGAGCCGAAGACCUGCUCUCCAAAGUAGGCAAGGAUGGCAGCUUCCUUGUGCGGGCCAGUGAGUCAGUUGCUUCGGCAUAUGCACUCUGCGUGCUGUUCCGGAAUUGCGUUUAUACCUACCGAAUUCUGCCUGAUAAAGAAAAUAAGCUAAUUGUCCAGGCAUCAGAGGGUGUUCCCGUGAAGUAUUUCGAGAACUUGGAGGAACUUAUAGAAUUUUACAAGAAGGAGAACAUGGGUCUGGUAUGGCACCUCAAAUAUCCAGUGCCGCGGGAAGAGGAGGAGGCUGCAGAUGAACCAGAGGAGGAUGCUGACCUGGUACCCACGCCUCCUAUCCUGCCCCCACGCAACAUCCUCAUGGCAUUGCCGAGCAGCGAGACAAAGGAGAUACCUUUUCUCCCUGAAAACUUCAGGGUGGCAGAUGUUAAUAAACUGUCCCUUUCUGAGACACUACUCCAGCGACUGCAGUACCAGGACACAAGCAGUGUCUCCGACGAGCAUCUUAAACUCAUCCAGGAUUACCUGCGAGUUCACAUCAUCAGUGACUUUGAGAUGGUGCAGACUGGCUCAAGCAAUCUUCCUCAACUGAAGAAACUACUUACAGUUCUUUGCAAAGGACUUUUCAGUGAAGCCUCUAGGACCUUCCCAUCUCUGGAAUCCAUCCAGAAGGUGUUUGAGCAGCAGCUGCACCCUGGUAUCCAUCAGCGCUCACAAAUGCUCAGUGAAGCUAGUCCAGUCAAUAUUGUAUUGAAACUCAAUCAGCUGAUUUCUUUGCUGUCUUCCAUUGAAGAAAAGGUGAAAACAGUGUUGGUUGAAGGUCCUGAUUCAACACACCGGCGCUCCCUUAUCCCCCCUGUUGUUUUUGAGGUGAAAGCUGACUCCCUAGGAAUUUUCUCAAAAAUACAUCUCAAGGUUGAUGUGGAAAUGGGAAAACUGAUUAUCAAGAGGGCUAAGGAUGGUCCAGAAGACAAGUUUUAUACCCACAAGAAAAUCCUGCAGCUUAUCAAGUCCCAGAAGGUCCCUAACAAACUGGUGAUUGUGCUGGAAACAGAAAAAGAAAAAACUCAGCGGAAGGAAUAUGUUUUUUCUGAUUCCAAGAAGAGAGAAGGGUUCUGCCAACUUCUGCAGCAGAUGAAGAACAAACACUCAGAGCAACCAGAGCCUGAUAUGAUCACCAUCUUCAUUGGGACCUGGAAUAUGGGUGCUGCACCUCCCCCAAAGAAGAUCACCUCCUGGUUUCUCUCCAAGGGGCAGGGGAAGACCCGUGAUGACACUGCUGACUACAUUCCUCAUGACAUCUAUGUGAUUGGCACCCAGGAGGAUCCCCAAGGGGAGAAGGAAUGGCUGGAGACCCUGAGGCAAUCCCUGCAGCAAAUCACCAGUAUCAGCUUCAAAGUGAUAGCAAUCCAUACCCUCUGGAACAUCAGGAUUGUUGUACUGGCCAAGCCAGAACAUGAGAAUCGCAUCAGCCACAUCUGCACAGACAAUGUGAAGACAGGCAUCGCAAACACACUGGGUAAUAAAGGAGCUGUGGGGGUGUCAUUCAUGUUUAAUGGAACCUCCUUUGGGUUUGUUAACAGCCAUUUGACUUCAGGAAGUGAAAAGAAAAACAGACGCAACCAGAACUACACAAACAUCCUGCACUUCCUGACACUGGGAGAUAAGAAACUGAGUCCGUUUAACAUCACUCAUCGCUUUACUCAUCUUUUCUGGCUGGGAGACUUGAACUACCGCGUGGAACAGCCCCCAACGGAAGCAGAGAAUAUUAUCCAGAAGAUCAGGCAGCAGCAGUAUCCGGAGCUGCUGGCUUUUGACCAGCUUCUCAUAGAGAAAAAGGAUCAAAAGGUGUUUCUGCAAUUUGAGGAAGAAGAGAUUACUUUUGCUCCAACCUACCGUUUUGAAAGAGGUACCCGGGAGAAGUAUGCUUACACCAAGCAAAAAGCUACAGGGAUGAAGUACAAUUUGCCAUCCUGGUGUGAUCGAGUGCUUUGGAAAUCAUACCCCAUGGUGCACGUUGUGUGUCAGUCCUAUGGCUGCACCACUGACAUCAUGACAAGUGACCACAGUCCUGUCUUUGCCACCUUUGAAGUGGGAGUCACCUCACAGUUUGUUUCAAAGAAUGACUCCAAGUACACAGAUUCCCAAGGAGAGAUAGAGUUCCUGCACUGCUAUGCUACUCUGAAGACCAAGUCCCAGACCAAGUUCUACAUCGAGUUUCACUCUAGCUGCUUAGAAAGUUUUGUGAAGAGCCAGGAAGGAGAAAAUGAGGAUGGGAAUGAAGGGGAGCUUGUGGUAAAGUUCGUUGAUGCUCUUCCAAAGCUGACUCCAAUUAUUUCAGACCCAGAAUACCUACUGGAUCAACACAUCCUGAUCAGCAUUAAGUCAUCAGACAGUGAUGAAUCGUAUGGGGAAGGCUGCAUUGCCCUGCGAAUAGAAGCAACAGAAUCCUUAGUUCCUAUCCAUACAGUGCUGACACACCAUGGUGAGAAAACAGGGGUCUUCCAAGGUGAAAUCAAGUUACAAACAUCACAAGGGAAACAGAGAGAAAAACUGUAUGAUUUUGUCAAGAUUGAACGUGAUGAAAUCACUGGGCAGAAACCAAAGAACAUCAGCAACUUGGAGCCUAACAAGGACUGGGAUCAGACUAACAGAAAGUCAAAAUCUACUCAUCUGAUGGCCAGAGAGGCAGCAGCCAUUGCUCGCUAUUGGGGGAGUGCUUCCUCUUCUCCAGACAACCUGGGAAAGGAGGAUAUCUUACGCAGCUCCACUCCCACAGACAUCAGCAACCCCAACUACCUGGGGAUGGCUGCUUUCUCUCCGCAACCCUCUGCAACCAGCCAGCUUAAGCAGAUACCUUCACCAGACCAGCCACCUUCUCUCUGGAGCUAUGACCAGCAGUCCAAAGAGACUACCCUCGUGAUGGGACAGAGUCAGUCAUCCUCCACAUCACCCUGCUUGUUGCCUCUAUCUCCAAAAGCAUCCCUUCAGCCUACAGUAAACAGAAGCAUUUGUAGUCGGAGCCAAGAGUACCCGCCGCCCGAGCCGGGGAAAACCACAGCAGAGCCUUUGCUUCAAGAGGAGGGACAGCAAAAGCCAGAGAUGUUUGAGAACCCACUGUAUGGCUCUAUGGGCUCUAAGGGCAAGGUGGCAUCAAAGAAAGAGACAGACUACCCCAAGGCCUUGCGAAAAGAGCAACCACCACUGCCUGAUCAGAGCUGUCAUCUCACAAAGUCCCAGGACCCUGAGAGCAGCAAGACCUCUGGCAAACAACCAUCACCACCUUUCCUGGUCCCCACACAGCGAUUUCGGUCCUAUACCUGCUCUGGCCAAUCUGAAGAAAAGAAUAGAGGUGAGAAGACUCAAAGCAAACCGAAGAUGACAUCAUUAGAAAACUCAGCACCGCUCAAAAAAAUAGUCAAGCCAUCGAGGUCUGAAGUCAGCCCAAGCAUCCCAGGACAGCAAAACAAGCCGCCUCUUCCCUCAAAGAGCCGGGCAGUGCUGGACAUGCAGAACUCCAAGGGCCGAGACUAUCGGGACAGUUUGGAGCUGCCACACUCCGGGAAGCAUCGGACAGAAGAAGCACCAGUCAGCAGGACAACUACACCGGUGUGUUACUUGUUGGAAUAA
This is a messenger RNA of Leptosomus discolor (cuckoo roller), 3663 nucleotides long. It is a transcript of the gene INPP5D, whose product is annotated as inositol polyphosphate-5-phosphatase D. Gene Ontology annotation, cellular component: cytosol. NCBI's taxonomy places the organism in Eukaryota, Metazoa, Chordata, Aves, Leptosomiformes, Leptosomidae. Gene Ontology annotation, biological process: negative regulation of signal transduction; negative regulation of neutrophil differentiation; regulation of immune response. Gene Ontology annotation, molecular function: phosphatase activity. The record is from RefSeq and is a predicted model, not a curated record.